Cyclopterus lumpus (lumpfish) is the source of this 1853-nucleotide messenger RNA. It is a transcript of the gene il1fma, whose product is annotated as interleukin-1 family member A. NCBI's taxonomy places the organism in Eukaryota, Metazoa, Chordata, Actinopteri, Perciformes, Cyclopteridae. Gene Ontology annotation, biological process: immune response; macrophage chemotaxis; inflammatory response. Gene Ontology annotation, molecular function: cytokine activity. The record is from RefSeq and is a predicted model, not a curated record.
CUUUGGUGUGACAUCAUUUGUGUUGUAAACAAUUUCCGUCAAGUUACCUCUUGAAAUGGCAGGGGAAAAAAGCACAGCCAAACGAAAAUAUGAAGAAGAACACAGGACGUUUUUGCCAGAGUGGGAGGGUUUAUAUUUUUUUGUUAAACGUAAUGGCAAGCCGAUCUGCCUUAUAUGUCACGCAGCAUUAGCGCAUUUCAAAGCUUCAAAUCUUCAGCGUCACUUCAGCUCACUCCACCCUAACAUCGAACAGGAAUUUCCAAAAGGGACUGAACUUCGCAAGAACAAGUUGGUCGCUUUGAAAAGCCAGGCAGAAAAGCAGGUGCAGUUUUUCCAAAAAUUUACGAAACACUCGGAGACCGUAACGCUUGCAUCAUAACAGACUGAAGCUGACCCUGCAGGUUCCACAUCCAUCAGUGUCAGUGGCCUCUCAGUCCUACUUCCCCCUCUGUUCAUGCAAAGCGGAAGCACAGACGCACUGGGGGCUUUUAAAUGCCAGCGCGUUCCCUGGGGACGGCUUCAGUCUUUUGCUUUACCAGCAACGGACACCGGCAGCACCAUGGAUCUGGAGGAUUCUAUGGUUAAGGGAGGCGUGCUGAUUGUCCACCACGUCCACGAGGGAAAGCACCAGUACAAAGUGGAGAAUGUGAAGUACAAAAGGGCGUGCGACAAAGCGUUUGCCAGGAGAGGAGACAAACUGAUGCAGAUAAACGGCAUUGACCUGCAGGAUCUCACACCUGAGGAGUUGGCACAGUCCUUAGCGACAGAUAAUCCAAUGCUGACGGUGCACAAGGCCAGCAGGACGAAAGAGCACACUGAGCAGGUCUUCCCAGCUGAGGACACUUUACAUCCCUUCUCCAAGGAAUCCACAGUACUCAGUUUCAGCAUGGAGAUGAGGAGGGAGGAAGACCUGCAGCAGAAUGAAGUGGGGCGGGAGGCGGAGAGAGAGGGGGGAGGGGCUAAAGAGGAGGAGGUUUGCCAACCUGAAAACAAGGAGAAUGGGGAGAGGGGGGAUCUGCUCAUCAUAUCCAUGACGAAGACCAGCAUCUCCGUGGUGAGCGGGAGGGGCUGCGACAACCGGAGCCCCUGUCAGGAGGGAUGUAAGGGCACAGGAUGUACCUUUAAUGAAGUUGUCAUGGUGUCAGAAUCCAGCGAGGUGAUGCUCGUUCCAAGAGGAGGUGGAUGUUUACGUCUGCUAAAGUCAUUGAACACUGCAAUCGAACAUUUGCCGUCUCAUCUAUACCUCAGAGGUCUCUGCUCACAGAAGGCUAUAUAUGCUUCACCGAACCCAGAGGAGAUGACCAUUUACUACUACAAGUCAACCAGUUUCACCUUCAGAGGACAGCCCGUGGUCCUGAACUUUAGCAAGUCCAACUGCUUCCUCCGGUGCUGCAAGGAAGGGGACAGGGUGUUCCUACAAGUGGAGACUUGCGAGAAGCAGAGGUUGAAGAAGAUCUCCAAGAACGACGAGGGCGCCCUCUCCUUCGUCUUCUACAUGAAGGCCGGGGGGACCAAACAUCGGACGUUUGAGUCAGCGCUGCACGGCGGCUGGUUCAUCCAAAUAGACACCACCGAUUUAGUGGCCAUGGCAACCCUGGAUGGAGGGACGGGGAACGAAUCGUUCCUCUUCGUCAUUCAGACUUAAGUUUACCAUUCAAAUUCACGUGCCGGAAAGACAAACAUGAGAGGAGUUCUUUAGUUUGACCCACCUGGGCCUGUGACAGAAAAAACACGUCACUGUGUCAAAUUCUGUUAUUGCAGAAGUGUGUAGAUAUGUAUCAUACAACUAGAUCUAAUUAAAAAAUGUUUUGUGUGCGUGUAAGCAUGUAAUCUAUUUUGUUGUUUAUGGUGAC